Molecule: messenger RNA, 976 nt
Organism: Vicia villosa (hairy vetch)
Lineage: Eukaryota; Viridiplantae; Streptophyta; Magnoliopsida; Fabales; Fabaceae
Exons: 1
Coding region: 82-951 (289 amino acids)
Molecular function (GO): protein dimerization activity
Source: RefSeq, a predicted model, not a curated record
UGGUCCUCCGUGUUAGAGGUGCUUAGUAUUGUUGAUGAAGAUGGACGUGGACCAUCUCAAGCGGCGGGUUUGAUAGAAAAAAUGGAGAGCUUUAAAUUUGCUUUCAUUUUGAAGCUUAUGUUAAAGUUGUUUGGUAUCACUAAUGAACUUUCAAAAAUCUUGCAAACAAAAGAUCUUAAUAUUGUGCUUGCUAUGGAAUUAGUUGAUGAUGUUAAAGCUCGAUUGGCUAUAUUGAGAGAGAGUGGUUGGAAUGAUUUAUUUAGUGAUGUCCAAGAAUUUUGUUUUACUCAAAGUAUUCCGGUGCCAAAUAUGGAUGAAGAAAUACCGGUCCGCGGACGUUCAAGAAGAGAAGGGAGGACUGUCACUAAUCUUCACCAUUACCGCGCAGAGAUUUUUUAUGUUGCUAUUGAUAAAAUAUGUGUGGAGAUGGAUCACCGGUUUUGUGAAGGAAGUAACUUUGUGCUGGAUUGCUUCUCAUGUCUUGACCCCAAGAACUCUUUUUCCAAGUUUGAUGUUGAUAAGCUUUCUCGUCUUGCUAAUAUUUAUCAUGCAGACUUUUCUGAUGAUGACCGUGGAACAAUAAGGGAGCAACUUGAGACUUAUGUACAUCAAGUGAAAAGGCAUGCUUCUUUUACUUCUUGUGAAGAUGUUCAAAGUUUGGCUAUGAAGAUGGUUCAAACUGAGAAACAUUUGGUAUUUCCAUUGGUUUACAAGCUCAUUGAGUUGGCUUUGAUAUUGCCGGUGUCGACAGCAUCUGUUGAAAGAGCUUUUUCAGCAAUGAAGAUUAUCAAGUCUAAUUUGCGCAACAAGAUCAACGAUGUGUGGUUCAAUGACUUGAUGAUAUGUUACACGGAGCGAGAGAUAUUCAAGUCACUUAAAGAUGUUGAUAUUAUUCGAACAUUCACCGCAAAGAAGUCUCGGAGAGGGCAUUUACCUGUUAAUUUUAUUUAGCACACUAUUCGCAAGUGAGGUUUCA